CCAGCCCUCACUGAACGCAAAAACACACAGCGACUCCAGCAAACAUAAGAGCGAUUUCAGCGCUAGAAAUGUCAUGUACUGAAAUCAGGAGGAGCAGGGGAGGAAAACACUCCUCCACUGAGGAGAAACUGGAUGAAUAUUUAAUCAACCUGCAGCACAAAAACAGGGUGUUAAGAAGACUUCAGAGGAAGGACCCGCGGCAGGCAGAGUUGGAGCUCUUAGAGCAGGGAUUCAACCUGUACAUCAACGGUGCUCAUGUCAGCACCACUAAUGCAGCUCAGAGCAACCGAUCCAGCAGGAGAACAGCUCAUCCUUCCACAGCAGCCCCUGCACCAGCACAGAGAAACACACACACUGCAGAUUCCUCUAGAUUGAGUGGAGAAAAGUGCAUACUAGAUCGAGAGAAACGGAGUCGCACUGCACCUGAAAAAAUACAGAGAAGACAAUGGGUGAAGGAAUCGGUAUACGUCUGCACUGAGAACGGGGCACGAGUGAAGAUUUCACCAGAGCACAGAUACUCCGAUGAUUUUGAGCCGUACGAGAGUGCGGAUAUGGAGUCUGCUCGUGACAGCAGUAAAGUGUCACGUUCACUCGGGUUGAAGUCCCGUGCUGACCCUGAGCCUGUCCACAGAGUUCUUCUAAACCCUGACCAGGUUAAGGCGCUGCGGCGUAGCCUGGAGGUCAGCGUCAACCGCAGCAGUCGAGACUCAGCCGGAGAGGAAUCGGAGGAAGAAUGGAUUGAGGAACAGAUCGAGAGAGAGGAGAGCAGUGACAGUCUCCCUGACCUCACUAUUCCUGCCCAACACACAAGCCAGCCAAUCAACAAGCACCUCAGCCAUGGUGACCUCAUCAUGCUGGAAUUUGGCCCCUCCCCUCAAGAUGGGCGAAAGAUUGAGCGCUCUCUCACAGCGAAAAGGAAGGAAAAUGUGGAGUCGUACAUCCCGACCAAAGCAGUCACAGUGAGGAGACAGACAGAAAGAGCAUCUAACAGUUCACAGGACAUGUCAAGCCAAUGUAGUCGCGUCGAGCGCCCCCUGUCUGCAGUGCGUAAAGCACAGGAAGAGAGAGAUUCAGAGGAGAUGGUUGCCAGCGUGUUUCAGGCCUUACAGAGAGAAAACACGCCACUGCAAACACACCGACAGAGAGAGUCAAACACACACACUCCUGAUUCCAAAGCUCACACACCAGGGAAAGGACAGGAGAGGACGAUGUCCUAUCACACUCUGCAGAAGGAAGACGAUGAUGAUGAAGAUAAGAGUGGAGUUAUCAGAGCUAUGCAGAGAAUCGCUCUCAUGGAACCCAGACAGCAGAGGUGUUUGUUAAAGGCUCUAGAGAGAAUCGACGCGGAUCAUCAGUCCAGUCUCGCUGACAGCAGCAGUUGUACUCUGGCUCGGAGGGAAGCAUCAAUGCAGGUGAAGCCCACUCUCUAUGUUACUAUGGAGAUCUUGUCAAACUGGGGACACCUGAGUCAGGUCGGGCUCACAGAAGUUCAGUUCUUCAGCCCACAACAUCAAAAGCUCUAUGUGUCUCCACACGACCUGGACAUCCGAAACGCCCACCAGCCCGGAAAUCUUGCUGCACUUGUCAACGGGAAAACUAAAACCACGAAAGCAUGUCACAUGUGGGCGUGUCCGUUCCACCCACCCAUCCAGCUCUACUUUAUCAUCAGGAAUGUCGAACGCUCCCCAGACUUCAGCAUCUCCCGGAUCAAAAUCUGGAAUUAUAACCGGAGUCUGAAUGAUCUUGAUGUGGGUGCUCGUCAUGUGCGCUUGUAUAUAAACAGCACUCUGGUCUUUGAGGGUCAUUUGGAGAAGGGCUGCGGAAACCAAGUCUUUGAUUACAGCACCUCCAUUGAACUCCAAGAACCACAUCUCCCAGAGUGCACCUCUCCAAGUCCUGUGUCCUCAGGACACACUCUGGUGGACUGCCGCCCUCAUAACCAUGACAACAAAUCUCAGGAGUCCAACUCAGGCCAAUCAGAUUCCAGCUCUGCCCUAAUAGAAACAAGCCAGGACCAAUCUGAUAGAAGUGCCAGUUACCUAGUUAAUCCUGGCAACUGUGCGGCUUCAAUGCAAAGAGACUCUCUAGAGAGGGACUCGCCCCCGUUGGAUCUCACUUUACCCACUGGGCGGUUUCCAGGACAACAAAUGGAGGCGGUGAAAACGGUGACCACCCAACCGUCAUCGAGUCGGCUUCCACAUUGGCUUCAACCGCUAAACCAGACAGUAACGGAUGAAACUGAGGGGUCUCGAGAGCGCCCCCAGUGGCUCCAACUUCAGAAUACAGCCGAACCCAAACACUCGUUGCUGCCGGAUAUAUCGUGCAACCCUGUACGUGCCUGCAAAGCCGCUUCUAGCCCCAGGGGGACAGCACCUCUUGAUAGGCCACAGAGAACAGUGUCCCGUGAAUUCAGCACCGACUCGUUGGAUUUGAACCCAGACUUGGGGCUGAACUGUCGAAUAGAGACCAAACAAGAGCGUGAAAAAGAUUCACAAUUGCAUUCAGAGCGACACCUGAGCGAUCAGUUGGACCAGGAUUUGAACUUGUGGGAUGAACGCGCUGAGAGAGCAGAACGACCAAUCAGUGGCAGGCGAGGUUCUGCAAGAUCGCUAAACAAAUCGCAAUUUAUCCACAGCAGUGACCUCAUCGCAACAGAGGAGAGCGGCCAGACGUCCGUCCGUAACCGAAGACCCAAAUCUCAGUGGUGUGAACAGGACGAUCCGUUAAUGGAAUCCUGGGACUCAUUAACGAAGUUUAACCAGCAUCAGCGAGGGCGAAUCUCCAACAUGGCUUUGGAGGGAGAUAUCUUCGAUGAGUUUAUUCAGCGUCAGUCCCGCCCAAUGCCCGUCACCCCCCGUCGUCCCUCCGCCUCUUCGCUCCCUGAUUUCGACGACCCUGAAGGUGACCCUGAUGAAGACUUUGAAAUCCCGGUUCUCCCACAAGGUCGCCACCUCGUCAUUUAUAUCAUGUCAACGUGGGGCGACCGUCACUACGUUGGCCUCAACGGCAUUGAGAUCUUUUCCUCCACCGGUGAGCCAGUCAAACCUGUCCACGUCACGGCCGAUCCACCUGAUAUCAAUAUUUUACCGGCCUACGGGAAAGACCCACGCAUCGUUACCAACCUCAUCGAUGGCGUAAACCGAACCCAAGACGACAUGCACCUGUGGCUGGCUCCGUUCACUCCUGGCCGCAGGCACGUGAUCUCCAUGGAUCUGGGUGUGGAAUGUUGCCUUGCAAUGAUCCGUGUUUGGAAUUACAAUAAGUCCAGGAUACACUCAUUUAGAGGAGCUCGAGAAAUGGAGAUAAUUCUCGAUGGCCAUUGUGUUUUCAGAGGGGAGAUAGCCAAAGCUUCUGGAACUCUCUCGGGAGCAUUGGAUCAUUUUGGUGAUACUAUCCUAUUCACGACGGACGAUGACAUCCUAGAGGCGAUGGCGCAGUUUGAUGACACAUUUGCUGGUGAGAUGGAGACGGGCGGGGCAAGUGUGGUGGAGGAGGAGCUUCAGAGGCCACGGACCGCUGAUGGUGAAGGAGAGGAAAGGCCCUUUACACAGGCCGGAUUCAGAGAGGAGGAUGCUCCUAUGGGACCGGUCCGAAUUCCCGCAGCAGAACUGUGUGCCGAUACUGGAGAGGAGAGAACUGGACUUUAUACUGGAACCAUCCUACAGCUAAAUCUGGCGAUGGCAUGGGGUGAUCCUCACUAUGUGGGUUUGACGGGUUUAGAGAUCGUUGGUGAAGUGGGUGAGAGUAUUCCUGUUGAUGUUUCUAUGGUAACAGCGUCGCCUCGUGACCUCAAUGACCUCCCUGAGUACAACAAUGACCUCCGAACACUGGACAAGUUGUUUGAUGGGCAGAAUAUCACGACAGAUGACAAGCACAUGUGGCUGAUUCCGUUCACGUGCGGUUCUGAGCACAGUCUCGUCGUGCGGUUUGGUCAGUCACAGACGAUCGCCGGAUUCAGGAUAUGGAACUACAACAAAUCACCCGAAGACUCUUACAGAGGGGUGAAGGUUCUGCAUGUGUUCCUGGACGGUUUGUGUAUUUCUCCACACGAGGGAUUUCUCAUUCGCAAGGGUCCAGGGAAUUGUCACUUCGACUUUGCACAAGAGAUUCUGUUUAUAGAUUAUCUGGAGUCUAACGUGAGCUGUGCCGCCCGUAACCUAUCACUCACUGGAACCAGAAAAAACACAGAUGACACUCACUGGGGUGGAAACAGAAGAGAUGAGCUGGCCAGUAUGGACUAUGAAGCACCUUUAAUGCCAUGUGGAUUUAUAUUCCAGUUGCAGUUGUUGACGACGUGGGGUGACCUGUACUACAUUGGCCUUAAUGGACUGGAAUUCUAUGACCAGAAUGAGCAGAAAAUACCUCUUAGUGACAACAACAUCGCUGCAUUUCCUGACAGCGUGAACGUGUUAGAUAACGUAUGCGGAGACGUCCGCACGCCUGACAAACUGAUUGAUGGGGUCAAUAACACACAUGAUGGCCGGCACAUGUGGCUCGCUCCUGUACUGCCUGGACUGGUGAACCGUGUUUAUGUCAUCUUUGACCAGCCAGUGACCGUUUCCAUGAUUAAAUUAUGGAAUUACUCCAAAACACCUCAGCGAGGAGUCAAAGAAUUUGGGUUUCUAGUGGAUGAUCUGUUGGUGUAUAACGGGAUUUUGGAGUGUGCGACGAACGUUUCACGGGGAAUUCUGCCAACCCUGGAUCCUGUCGUACCGUACCACACCAUACUGUUCACAGACAACACGCACAUCACACACCGAGAGAAGAGCACAAUUAUCAGCAAACACGUGGAGGACCAGGAUGUAAAAUUGACCAAUGAGAAUCAGAUUAUUCACCAGCACAAGAAGAAACAAACAGCAGACCCAGCUCUGCGGCCCAAAACCUGCAUGACGGACGCACGGAAACACGGAAAGCAGCGAUACUGACAGAGUAAGACAGAGUUGAAGGGUAAUGAAAGUGUUAACAGGAGCAUAAAAAAGCAAUAACAGUUUCUUUUUGGUCCAAAGAUACAUUGAAUAUACAAUGGCCUCACCAACAGACACGCACUCCCGUUUAUAUGUAACUAAUGUAUUAUAAAAGCUGUACAUUUGCUUAGUUAAUUUGUUAUUGUUAUAAUGUUUUUAAGUUGACAGUCUGAUAUUCUGUUUAAAGUAAGUGUCCUUUGAACCAUGACAUUUGAUUUUGAAAUGAACUUGGUAAUGCAUAAUGACAUGUACAACCUUACAUUUCAUGUCAGUUACACUUAUGAUAGCUUGUGCAUUUUCAAGACAUAUUUGUAAUAUUUUAAACAGCAGUCCAAUUUUGUAUGCAGCACAUCUGUGACAUUUUUACUAUAUUUCAGCACUCUUUUUUUUUUUUAAACCUUUCACAGAUAAUUCAAGACACUAUUACAAGUAAUAUGCAAGAGUUGCCAGUUUACCUCAUAUUAAAGUAACUAUAAUUAUUAUUAAAUAUCACAUAUUCCUC
Messenger RNA from Myxocyprinus asiaticus (Chinese sucker), 5466 nucleotides. RefSeq names its product katanin-interacting protein-like. The transcript is spliced from 27 exons. The record is from RefSeq and is a predicted model, not a curated record. NCBI's taxonomy places the organism in Eukaryota, Metazoa, Chordata, Actinopteri, Cypriniformes, Catostomidae. The coding region runs from base 69 to 4925 and encodes 1618 amino acids.